AUGAGCUACACGGAGCGCCUGCUCUACACCAGCAGCCCGUGCCAUCCUGGCAUUUCCCCCUACACCCCCACGCCCAAAGACCCGCCGCCGACUCCUGCCGCCGACAUGGUGGUAGCGGUGUGCGAGGACGAGGCCGGCGCGUUCGUCGCCACCAACGCAUGGGACGCGCCGACGGUGGUGGCGCGCACAGGAGUUGCCCACACCAGCAGCCCCCACGCCAGGCGCAGCCCGCGACAUCCUGGCGGCAUUGCCCCCGCCACCACCGGCCCCGCCCCCAAGGACCCACCGCCCGACAUGGUGGUAGCAGUGCGCGACGACGACGACGAGGCCAACAAGCUCGUCUCCGCCACCACCGGCUCGACACGGGACACGCCGACGAUCUUUGCGGGCCACAUCGGCAACCGCGAGCUGUCCGCGGUGGCUAUCGGCCUCUCCGUCAUCUCCAACUUCUCCUUCGGCUUCCUCCUCGGGAUGGGCAGCGCGCUGGAGACGCUGUGCGGCGUGCGCGUGUCCAACGAGCUCGGGUCCGGGCGGCCCCGUGCGAGCAUGUACGCGGUGAUGGUGGUGCUGGAGCAGUCGCUGGCGUUCGGGAUGCUGGCCAUGGUGCUCGUGCUUGCGACGCGGGAGCAGUUUCCGGCCAUCUUCACCGGCGACAGGCACCUGCAGAAGGCCGUGUCCAGCAUCACCUACCUGCUGGCCGUCACCAUGCUGCUCAACAGCGUCCAGCCCGUCAUCUCGGGCGUUGCUGUGGGCGGCGGCUGGCAGGCCGUCGUCGCCUACAUCAACCGUUGCCGGCCGGACGGUUACCGGGAGGCGGAGUCGCCGCUGUGGUGGUCGGAGACGAGCACGUGGAUGGCGCUGGAGAGGCUGUUGACAGCGGAGACAAGGCCCGCGAAGCCCUGGCGCCGCAACUCCAGCCGCAGCCGCCGCUCCUCCAGCUCCAGACCUCCAGUACCUCCCGGAGACAAAGUGCAAUCCUUUUCUGUAUCUUUUGCAUUUGGCAUCCACCCAAACUACCGACCCAGCCAAGGCUUAGCCUUUUUCAUUGCGAAGAGCAUGAAUUUCUCAUCCGCCAUUGAUCUACAGUACUUUGGCAUCUUCAACACCGAAAAUCAAGGCAACUUAAGCAACCACAUCUUUGCUAUUGAGAUUGACACCCUCUUAAAUAGUGAGUUAAGAGACAUUGAUGCCAACCAUAUUGGAAUAGACAUCAACAAUGUCAUCUCAAACGAGUCCCACACAGCUGGUUUCUAUGAUGACAAUAAUGGUCUCUUCAAUCCCUUGAAUCUCACUAGUGCUAUGCCAACCACCAACCACGGACAGGAGAGUGGCAGCCACCGCCACCCGCAUGCGGCGUCCUAUGUCCGGUCACCGGCGGCAGAUCCCCGAUGUGUCGCAACCCCUCGGGCCAGAGAGGACGAGGAGGAAGCGGUUGCCGGCGAGCACCCCGCAGCUCGCUACAGGGCCCACCAGCACAGAUCCGGCCAAGGGGCAGCAGGAUCCACCUUCCACAGCGCCGGAUCGGCCCCUUCCGCUGUGGACUGGGUAGCCGCCGCUGCCAUAGCUGACGCCGCCUUGCGAGCGACGUGCCAUGGCAGAGGAGGCUCAAGUGGAGAAGAAGCCCGACGUUGUCCUCGUGCAGCUGCCUCCUCCCGCGCUGUCCACGGCCCACCCGUAGCUCCACGCCAUGCAGCGCCCUGCGGGGCGCCCCCUUCUCGCGCUGCCGCUCCCCGGCCAAAUCCAUGCGGGGGGAUGCCGGAUCUUGUUACCACCGGGAGGAGAGGAGGGAAGGAAGGAAGGAAGAAGAACCCCUCCGCCACCAUCCUCACGGCUGCGCGGCCACCGGCAGCACGAUCUGGCGGCGGCGAGGUGGCACGGGGAGGUAGGGAGGAGAGGUUGGCGGUGGUGGCGUUGCCGCUCGUGUCGCCUAGGAGGGACGACGCGGUGGCCGGCUUCAAUCUGGGAAAUAUCUAG
Messenger RNA from Miscanthus lutarioriparius, 1974 nucleotides. NCBI's taxonomy places the organism in Eukaryota, Viridiplantae, Streptophyta, Magnoliopsida, Poales, Poaceae. The record is from the annotation of a GenBank genome assembly.